CAAUCCGAACUUUAAAGCGCAGUUGUAAAAAAAACUUUGUCGCCCGCAUAACAUAACUGGAAUAAAAUAUAGUCAUACAGCAGCAGGACAAUUUUGUUCAACAAGGAAGUAGCUAACCGUCUCCAUUUAGUUAGCUAAAAAGCGUAUUUGACAACGUUAUUUUUGUUUGCUACAGUAGCUAACUGACGUUAAGUCAUUCGUCAUCGAAGCUGUGCAGUGCAACGACCUGCUGUGAAUUUUUAUGUAACUGUAACGUUGGAUACUUACAUGCUUAGGGACCUUAUCCUGUGGACGGAAGGAUAUCGUUUCAGCAACUACCACUUACUCUGUCCCUCUGUUUGGCCCAAACUGCUUAUCACUGCAACGCUCAGGAAUACCCACGUCAUAACCGGGAAGCAGCUAUGCAGCUUGAAAUCCAAGUAGCACUUAACUUUAUUAUUUCCUACUUGUACAACAAACUCCCCAGACGGCGUGUGAACAUCUUCGGGGAGGAGCUCGAGAGGCAGCUGAAGAAGAAGUACGAUGGCCACUGGUACACGGAUAAGCCAUACAAGGGCUCUGGGUACAGGUGCCUCCACGUAGGGGAGAAGGUGGACCCUGUGGUGGAGCAGGCAGCCAAGGAGAGCGGCCUGGAUUUGGACGACGUCCGGGAUAAUCUCCCUCAGGACCUAAGUGUGUGGAUUGACCCCUUCGAGGUGUCCUACCAGCUUGGCGAGAAGGGGCCGGUCAAGGUGCUGUAUGUGGAUGAUAACAAUGAGAACAACGGGUCCGAGUUGGACAAGGAGAUCAAGAACAGCUUCAACCCAGAGGCCCAGGUCUUCAUGCCCAUCAGUGACUCUAUCGGGACCUCUUCUGAGUCCAGCUCUCCUUCACCCCCUUUCGGGCAAUCUGCGGCCAUUAGCCCCUCGUUCAUGCCGCGCUCCACCUAUCCAAUAACCUUCACCACCGCCACCUUUGCCGCCACCAAGUUUGGCUCCACCAAGAUGAAGAUCUCCGGCCGCAACAACAACAAUGGUAACGGCAACAAGGUGGCCCGCACCUCCCCAACCAAUGACCUGGGGCUGAAUGUGAACACCCUAAUGAAGCACAAAGCCGUUUCCACCUCCAUGUACUCUCUGUACGGCCUGGGCCAGCAGCAGAAUGCCUCUGCACUCUCUCCUAAUGCUAAGGAGUUUGUGUUCCCCAGCCUCCAGGGUCAGGGGAGCUCCGGGGGCGUGUUCCCCAGCCUCCAGGGUCAGGGGAGCUCCGGGGGCGUGUUCCCCAGCCUCCAGGGCCAGGGGAGCUCCGGGGGCGUGUUCCCCACCCUCCAGGGUCAGGGGAGCUCCGGGGGCGUGUUCCCCAGCGAGGGCUCUCUCAGCCUCAGCCCGCUGCAGUACAACGAUGCCUUUGACGUGUUUGCGGCCUACGGAGAUCUCAACGACAAGACCCUCAAUGAUGGGCUGAACUUCAACCUCAGCAACAUGCAGUAUUCCAAGCAGCAAUUCCAGUCGGUCAUGGCUAACUAAACCUGACACUAGGACUUGAACAUGUUAUUUCUUAAUGACGACGGUAGCUUGAAGGGAAGCAUUACGAAGAACUGGACUUUCAAGGAACCUCUUGAGGAGCUUUUUAUCUAGUUAUGGAAGCAGCAUGUGUCCAAGGGUGCUUUUUCUCUGUCCCAUUGAGUUUUUUUUUACUAAAAGUUUGUUGUACGAACACGUCCAAGCUUGAUUACUUAAAUUCAACAUCCAUAGUUGUUUUUUUUUUUUGUUUUUUUUGUCAACCGAGCACAAAAUAUAUUUUUGUACUAUGUUUGAAAUACAAAAAAAUACUCCAUUAACAUGGAUUUAAAAAAAAUUCAAAAGAUGUUUCUGUCCUCUUAGUGUUUUACAUGUGUUAGGACAUGGCAGAUUUUGUAUGACUUUGCACUACUAAAUGGGGAUACUUGGUCUUUUUCUACUUGUGUAAUUUAAUUUAGUACAGAGUUUAAGAUCUCAGAGUAUAUAUUGUUUCUUUGACAUGGCAGUGCAUCUAUAUUUUUUACUACUGCAGUGAUGGCUGCGGCAGCUUGUCAUUGUUUAUUUUAUUAGUAGUAUUUUUUUUAUUUUUAGGUAAAGAAUUGUCUUUCAAAAUCCCAUCUACAGCUGCAUCAUCCUGACGGGUUGGUAUCCAUACUGCCUGGUUCGGCCUCUGGCAACUGUUCGGCCGCAAGGCACUACAGAGGGUAGUGCGUACGGCCCAGUACAGAGUAUUCUAAAGAUUGCGUACAGAGUUUUCCUUCGUGGUGGAAUUUCAUGUGCAACAAGAGUUGUAUUUUCUCUUAAGAGUUGAAAGAUUUUGCUAUAUUAUGUACAAAAAAAUGUAAAUUGUAUACAUUUUAAUUUUGUACCUACAUUGUGUAAUACUUGAUAAAAAAAAAAAAAAACGCUAUAACAAAGUAUUUUUUUUGUCCGUGUCUUAGAUGUCAAGAGGGACUGGAAUAGUUUAUUGUUUUGUAUUAAAAAUGCUUAAAUUAUGUUUCUCUUUUUACAUUUUUUUUAAAAAUAUUUGCACCCUGGUCUUUUUAAUAAAUUAAACUACAGUCAAAA
This is a messenger RNA of Oncorhynchus mykiss (rainbow trout), 2567 nucleotides long. Its product is annotated as protein Tob1. The record is from RefSeq and is a predicted model, not a curated record. Lineage: Eukaryota; Metazoa; Chordata; Actinopteri; Salmoniformes; Salmonidae. Gene Ontology annotation, molecular function: transcription corepressor activity. Gene Ontology annotation, biological process: regulation of gene expression. Gene Ontology annotation, cellular component: nucleus; cytoplasm.